Molecule: messenger RNA, 558 nt
Organism: Protopolystoma xenopodis
Lineage: Eukaryota; Metazoa; Platyhelminthes; Monogenea; Polystomatidea; Polystomatidae
Source: the annotation of a GenBank genome assembly
GCUUUCUCGACUUCUCUCUCAGGUGGCAAGCCAACCUCCCUUCUACUGGGCAGCUCUCUUUUGGCCACUGGUAUGACAUCACGGAAUUCUGAUUCACACUCGUUGACUGAUAGUCAUAAUAAUCAUGAUCAGCUUCCUCUGUCUCCCCUCCUUCCUGAUGUGCCUUCCUACCACACGUCCCGUCCGAUCGGCACUCAACUUUUGCCGGACGUGGGUUCUUCAGACAUCAGCGUCUUAGGCACUAAGGGCAGUCUUUCAACUGAACAUAUAUCUUCUUCACUAUCACCUAUUUCACUCCAUCAUAUCAAUGUCAAUUCCCCUUUGAAUAGCAACCGAACUGGCGACUUCCAAGAUUCCCUCGAAAUCCAAGUGAUUGAGCCAGACCGUCAAGCUUUGAUUGACAAGAUUGAUCGCCUUCAGAGAAAGCAAAUGUAUAUGACUGACAAGAUCGAGAGUAUGCAGGAGCAGAUUGUCAGCUUAACACAUGAAUUGAACAAAAAGAGUCGAAUUUUGCAGGUUUGUUGCGUUAUCCACCCUCAUGUGCCUUUGAUUUUAUAA